Strongylocentrotus purpuratus (purple sea urchin) is the source of this 2757-nucleotide messenger RNA. RefSeq names its product cytochrome P450 2J5. The record is from RefSeq and is a predicted model, not a curated record. Gene Ontology annotation, cellular component: intracellular membrane-bounded organelle; cytoplasm. Lineage: Eukaryota; Metazoa; Echinodermata; Echinoidea; Camarodonta; Strongylocentrotidae. The coding region runs from base 50 to 1558 and encodes 502 amino acids. Gene Ontology annotation, biological process: xenobiotic metabolic process. Gene Ontology annotation, molecular function: oxidoreductase activity, acting on paired donors, with incorporation or reduction of molecular oxygen, reduced flavin or flavoprotein as one donor, and incorporation of one atom of oxygen; iron ion binding; heme binding. The transcript has 7 exons.
GCAAGAUUGGUUCUAUUGAAUACGGACGACAAGUUGAAAGUCCACGAAAAUGGCGGCCGUCGAAUUUAUAACAGAGAAUGCUGGAACGUUGCUCGUCUUCGUAACCACCUUUACCAUAGUCUUAACCUUCCUGAGGAACAGGACCAAGACUGGCUUCAACAUCCCCAGAGGACCGACCGCACUUCCUUUCUUCGGAAAUCUAUUUUCGCUGAAACCCCACGAUGAAUUUUUGGAUUCGCUUGUGGGCUGGAGCAAGGAAUAUGGUUCCAUUUACUCACUGUAUCUAGGUCGAAAGCUCAUAUUGAUCGUCAACGGAUCUGAAGCUGUGAAAGAACUCACCUGUAAGACUGGUUUGGACUUCGCAGAUCGAGGCGAGUCUGUUGCUUUCCUCGCUCUCAACCCCAAUCGACUAGGUCUCUUCGACACACUGGCAGAUGAGGAAUGGAAACGCCAAAGAAAAUUCGCCCACACCACCCUACGUGGCAUGGGCUUCGGCAAGGUAUCUCUGGAGCCCCUUAUCCAAACAGAGGCCAGACAUGUUAUCAGCUACUUCAAGACCAAAGUAGGAUCCUUGCUGGACCCGAGCGUCGCUUUCAGUGUCACCUCCUCCAACAUCAUCAACAAACUGGUGUUCAAUCGUCGGGUCGACCACGGCUCCGAGAGCGGGGACGAACUGGUGAGGCAUGUACGGAACCUGAUGGUGAGUGACGAGGGAGCAGUGCUAACUCUCUUCCCUUCCCUCUGGCCCGUGAUGAAAUACGCUGACUCGAAAUGGACGAAGCUCUAUGAUUCAUGGGCACACAUCGAGUCCUUUUUCCACCAGGAGAUCAAAAUUCGAGAGGACAGAAUUGAUGCCUGUAAAGGCGAGCUGGAGGCCAGCGAUUUCUUGACCGCCUACCUUAUUCACCGUCGCGCAGACCCAGAGGGCUAUUCACUGGAAGCCCUGGACUUCGUUCUGGUUGACCUGUUCUUGGCUGGAACCGACACUGUAUCGACUACACUGACAUGGGCGGUCCUCUACCUCGUCAGUCACCCAGAGAUUCAGCAGAAAAUCCAUGACGAGAUCAUAAAUGAAAUCGGCGACAAAGAGGUCUCAAUGUCGCAUCGCUCUGGUCUAACCUACACCCAAGCAGCUCUGUUAGAGGUCCAACGCCUGGCCACCGUAGCACCCCUGAUACCGCGGGAGUCAUCCAGGGAUGCCGUUCUUUGCGGACACAAGUUACCCAAAGGAACAACUUUGCUCAUCAACCUAUGGUCUCUUCACUAUGACCAGGACGUGUGGAAAGAUCCUAAGCAGUUCAACCCUGACAGGUUCUUGAAUGAUGAUGGCACCCUUGUCAAACAACUCGAGAGUUUUUUACCCUUCUCUGCUGGAAAACGCAUGUGCAUGGGAGACCAGCUGGCGAAGAUGGAGCUGUUUCUUUUCUUCACCAUGAUCGUUCAGCAGAUCAAGUUCUCUCUCCCUCCUGGUGCCGACCCACUCCCGAUGGAUGGUCUCUUGGAGAUUGCCCGCAAGCCUAAACCUUUCCAGGUCCAGGUCUCUGCAUGGUCUGACUAGAAAGACAGAUGGUUCAGCAGAUUAAGUUUUCUCUCCCUCCUGGUGCCGACUCACUCCCAAUGGAUGGUCUCUUGGAUCUAGCCGCAAGCCUAAACCUUUCCAGGUCCAGGUCUCUACAUGGUCAGGCUAGAAAGACAGAUGGUUCAGCAGAUCAACUUCCCUUUCCCCUCUGGUGCCGACCCACUCACAAUGGAUGGUCCUUGGAUCUGGCCCGCAAGCCUAAACCGUUCCAGGUCCAGGUAUCUCCAUGGUCUGACUAGAAAGAUAGAUGGUUCAGCAGAUCAAGUUCUCUCUCCCUCCUGGUGGCGACCCACUCUCAAUGGAUGGUCUCUUGGAUUUGGCCCGCAAGCCUAAACCUUUUCAGGUCCAGUGGGAUGUUGCACACGGAUCCCAAGUCGAACUUAACUCUAAGUUAGACUUAAACAUUAUGGAGAGCCGUUAGUAGCCUUAAAUAAAGUAAAUGCAAAAGCCAGAAUUCAAGUAUUUUAAACUUUCCACAUCAAGCAAAUGAAAUCUCCUUGAGAAAAGUUCAACUUAUGAUCUUUGUAAAACACCACCCAGGUAUCUGCAUGGUCAAACUAGAAAGACAGAUUCAUGGGAGCUGUUGAAAGAUCUUUGAAUUAGAAGCACAUCGUCCUCACGGUCUGUUGAGAGCCAGAAGGGCAUGAACUCUUAUCAUUUAGCACAACAUGAAUGCCGUUCUGAAUCUCAACAGAGUGACGUUCUGUAUAUUUGAAUAUUGUAACUCGUUUUCUAUAUAUUUUAAAUUUUAAAUAUUGUAACUAGUAGGUAGACAUUUUAUUUACUGACAAUCAUUUGUGCUAUAGUAGUGAAUGGUGGCUUGUUGAUUGGUAGAUUAUAAGUUAUUAUAUGGUAAUAUAUAAUGUAUGUUAUAUACCACAUACCAAGAAACUUGCAACACAAUUGGUCUAAAUGACGUCACAUGACAAAUGAUAGACAGCAUAUCUUGACAGUCAUAGUGAUAGUGAAAACUAGUGCCUUUUUAGCUGAUGCCGCAUAGACAUUAUUUUAGGGACUUAUCGAUUUGCGUGGACAUGGACGUGGACGUGUGACUUCCUUUUAAGUCACUGGCAGUCACGUGUGGCGUCCUUUUAAGGCACUGGCAGUGUCAUAAAUGAAGUGCAAAUCGAAAAGGAUACAGAUAUUGACUGCUUAUAGAGGGGCAAUAUAACAUUUAA